AAAAUAAUUUGAAAUCUGAAGACAAAAUACGAUGUGACAAUACAAUGCUACGGGUAUCUUUUCUGAAGACAAAAUAUGAUGUGACAAUACAAUGCUACGGGUAUCUUUUCUUAAGACAAAAUAAUUUGAAAUCUGAAGACAAAAUAUGAUGUGACAAUACAAUGCUACGGGUAUCUUUUCUUAAGACAAAAUAAUUUGAAAUCUGAAGACAAAAUAUGAUGUGACAAUACAAUGCUACGGGUAUCUUUUCUUAAGACAAAAUAAUUUGAAAUCUGAAGACAAAAUACGAUGUGACAAUACAAUGCUACGGAUAUCUUUUCUGAAGACAAAAUAUGAUGUGACAAUACAAUGCUACGGGUAUCUUUUCUGAAGACAAAAUAUGAUGUGACAAUACAAUGCUACGGGUAUCUUUUCUUAAGACAAAAUAAUUUGAAAUCUGAAGACAAAAUACGAUGUGACAAUACAAUGCUACGGGUAUCUUUUCUGAAGACAAAAUAUGAUGUGACAAUACAAUGCUACGGGUAUCUUUUCUUAAGACAAAAUAAUUUGAAAUCUGAAGACAAAAUAUGAUGUGACAAUACAAUGCUACGGGUAUCUUUUCUUAAGACAAAAUAAUUUGAAAUCUGAAGACAAAAUACGAUGUGACAAUACAAUGUUAUGAGUAUCUUUUCUUAAGACAAAAUAAUUUGAAAUCUGAAGAUAGUGAAUAUCUACACUAUAAAACAUUGGCUUAAUGUAGACCAACUACACAUACGACUAAAGAUGAAUUCUCAUUAUGGUAGUUCAUCUUAUUUGGCAUCGUCUUCUUCUUCUUCAGAUGAUGAUGAUUAUUAUGAUGAUCUAGAAAAACAAGUGGUAUGUCAAAUUACUGCUAACAACAAUUUUUGCAUCGCUCAACAUCAAAAUAACGAAGGGUCACACAGGGGCUCAAUUCCUGGUCAUAUAGUAGUCAACCGUGACCGAGAAAAUGCUGAUCGCAAUCUCUUCAACGACUAUUUUGCAGAGAACCCUCGAUUUUCUGCCUCGAUGUUUCGCCGAAGAUUCCGAAUGGGUCGUGCUUUAUUCCUUCAUAUUUAUGAUGUUGUACAAAGGCAUGACAAUUACUUCGUCCAACGAAGAGAUGGACUCGGUAAGCUUGGGUUAUCGGGUCUACAAAAAGUAACAGCCGUAUUUCGAAUGUUGGCAUAUGGUGUACCGGCAGAUGCUACCGACGAGUACAUCAAAAUAGGAGAAUCUACUGCUUUGGAAAGUUUGAAACGAUUUUGUCGUGCUGUUGUCGAGGUCUUUGGAGCCCGCUAUCUCCGAUCACCUAACGCUGAUGAUGUUGCAAGGCUACUACACAUUGGUGAAAGUCGAGGUUUUCCAGGAAUGUUGGGUAGUUUAGAUUGUAUGCAUUGGAAAUGGAAAAAUUGUCCUACGGCUUGGGGAGGACAAUACGCUGGUCGUAGUGGAUCUCCGACUAUUAUUCUUGAAGCUGUAGCUGACUAUGAUCUUUGGAUAUGGCAUGCAUAUUUUGGUCUACCUGGAUCUAACAAUGAUAUUAACGUGUUGGAGGCGUCCCAUCUUUUUGCUGAUCUUGCUGCGGGUGUUUCUCCACCCGCUAAUUAUGUCAUUAAAGGGAAAGAGUAUAAUAUGGGUUAUUAUUUAGCUGACGGUAUAUAUCCAAAAUGGUCUACUAUCGUUCAAACCAUUCGUGAGCCACGUGACCCGAAGAAACAAUUUUUUGCUCGAAAACAAGAAGCAUGUAGAAAAGAUGUAGAACGUGCGUUUGGAGUAUUACAAUCAAGAUUUGCCAUUGUGGCAGGACCAUCGCGUCUAUGGAAUAAGAGGAUAUUACAUGAUAUAAUGACUUCAUGUAUUAUUAUGCAUAAUAUGAUAAUAGAAGAUGAACGUGACUUUAAUGCACCCAUUGAAGAACGGUUCGAAGUGCCAGAUCCAGAAGUUGAGAUGGUGGGUAAUGACGAUGCUCGAUUUCAAGAAUUUCUAGCUCGACAUAGAAAAAUCAAAGAUAAGGAUGCUCACAUUGCACUUCGAAAUGCAUUAAUUGAACACUUGUGGGACGAAUAUAGUAUCGGAAAAUUAGUUUAA
This is a messenger RNA of Humulus lupulus (European hop), 2088 nucleotides long. RefSeq names its product protein ALP1-like. The transcript has a single exon. NCBI's taxonomy places the organism in Eukaryota, Viridiplantae, Streptophyta, Magnoliopsida, Rosales, Cannabaceae. The record is from RefSeq and is a predicted model, not a curated record. The coding region runs from base 763 to 2088 and encodes 441 amino acids.